AUGGACCUGAAGGUGAAAUCCUCGCGGCUACCUCGAUCCCUCGCACAGGCCGGUGACUCGACCGUGCGAUUGCAUAAGGCGGACAAGACGGAUCACUCUGUGGGGGCAGGGCAUGUACAAGAGCCUCGAACGACCCGAGUCAACGGCAUCACUAGUUGUGGCGAACCCGCCACCACUGCCGCGCAUAGUCCCACUGCCGCGUCGAAGAACCCUCCAUGGAACCCCAUAGCGAGGUACUGGUCUGACAAGAACUCCUUCCCCGACUAUGGGAAACCAGAACGCGCAAAUAUGGGUCGCGGGUUCAAGGAAAGCAUAGGUAGAUUCAUCUAUGGAGACUUUCUUCAGGGCCGAGCCUCUCAAUCAGAAUUGCCCGCAACGACGCCGAAACGCGUUCAAGAAUCCUCAGUCGAGCAUCCCGCGAAACGACGGCGUACCGAGGACGACGCGGGUCAUGACAUUCACUCUACACCUAGCAACUCCGGACUGCCCGAGAGGUCAGUCGCAGCUGGCAGCGGCCAGAGAAAAGGAGGUCAUGAUGCCCCAGAUGCCCUGAGUCUGCGCUCAAGUGCCGAUCAAUCUGCCAACGGCAAGAUGGUCGAAGAAUAUCGCAGCGCGCAGCAACGGGGAGGCUCUGGACAUGCGCCGCGGUCAAGGCGGAGGAGACAAGGACGGCGCCAUUCCGACGGCCCUGUGGACGAUGAAUCUGGCUUCCGCACGCAGAAGAUGACUUCGUCAGGGUCAUUCAAACCAAAGAAUAAUUUACUGCAUCUUCAAAAGCCCUCUAACGACCCUAUCCAAGAUGACGAGGAUCUAGAAGUGACAGCCGGUCCAGUAGGUCGGGCAUCUGUGGUCAAUGGGCGGCCAAAUGCGAAGACAGCUGCAGGGAAGGUUUCGUACACAACCUCAAGAUUCUUUGCCGGAGACAGUGGAAGCGAGGACGAGCUGGGCGCAAACCCACCAACUGAUGGCAAAGACGCAGCCGACAGGAAGAGUGCGCCGGUGAGCCAAGCAAGGGCCGGAAGAAAGCGUCAAAUUGACACUCAAAUCGAUGAAGAGCCUCAGAUCACAUCUCUGGCUAAGCGGCGGGCACAGCCUCCAGAUCGCGCCGAUAUGCACCGAACGACUUUCGGCCCUCAAUUUGGGGUAAAUCACGGCUUGCUUCGCGUCAGUAAGGCUGUCUGCGAACCCAGCUACGUGUACCCAGCCAAUGAGUGCAUGCACGGAGACACCAGAGGCGCGAGUGACAAGCCAUGCGUUUUAGUUGCGACUACAGAGGGAGACCGGCAUUUCGAAGCUGUUGAUGCUGAUACCAGAAAGCCAAUACCCGAUCUCGUGUGGUUAACGCCCAAGUUAUCCAAAAUUUCCAAGAUUUUUCACGCCCGACAUUCGAUGAUUGUCAAGAUAUCGAAGUCUUCUAAUGGUACGCCACCCCUGGAAACAGGAGCUGUCCUCUUCUUGCAGUUUGGCAAUGCUCACGAGGCGGAGGCUUUUGUGACACGUUGCUGCAAUUCCAAGAAUACCAUCAAUAGAGUCAGCAUGGAUAUCGACGCUUUGAGUAAGGAGAUGGACCGCAAGAUCGAGCAAAUUGUGGCAUUCAACGAGAAGAAGGUUGGAAAAGCACAAGACACAGAUGUGCAAUACUUAGAGCACAGGGAGUCUACGAGUAAUCGUGCCAAUUCGAAGGCAUUAGUGCGCUCAGUGGGGCUGAGUCCACAGCAUUCACGACAAGUUGCCGACAAAAGGUCGCUUCGGGUGCAAAUGAAGACCGAUAGCCCAGUUCUGGCUGACGGAAGGGCCAGACCCAAGAACUUUGCGCAAGAACCAACAUCCCUAACACCUGAGCAAGUGAAGCAGCUCCGGGAGGACUUUGGUGACGAUAGUCAACCAGAAACCCAAUCACGGCGAAUUUUGCGCAACGAGCAGAAGUGGCAGACUCCUUCUCGAGUAGGUAUGUACGAGCCUGAGGUGCGGUCUCAACGAAGCCUGAGGUCCACAGACCCUAAGCCGAAGAGCCCUUCUCCAGACAGAUGGACGGCGGUCCAUCCCGGCUGGGCUGACAAUUGGAGAAUCGAUCUCGUGUACGAGCGUACGGUUGUCGGCAGAAGCGACGUCGAACGACUCGAUGAAGGCCAGCUUUUGAAUGAUGAGAUUAUUACAUUUUAUCUCAAAUAUCUUCACAAGAGACUGGAGGAGAAAGAUGAACAGCUGGCCAAGAAGGUCUACUUCUUCAAUUCUUUCUUUUGGGAGAAGCUGAAGCCAAAACGAGGAGCAAUCAACUACGAAGGGGUCCAGAACUGGACGGCCAAAGUUGAUCUUCUUUCAUUUGAUUACAUCAUUGUGCCAAUCAACGAACACGCGCAUUGGUAUGUCGCUAUCAUUUGCAAUGCCAAGGAGCUCCUUUCUUCCCACGACACCUCAUCGGAGACAGAUGUGCCGGGCUCGGAUAAGCCUCAAGAUCAGGCGCAUGGCGUCGUAGAGGAUGAUUCGGCAGUGGGAACAGCUAAUGACACCAUGGAGCAAAUUGGGCUUAAUGUCAGCCAUAUCUCGAUUGAGGAUGAAUCAGCCGAAUCCGUGUCAAAUUAUCAGCGUGAGGACAUGAACGCAGCCACUACAAAGAAGCCAAAAGCUUUGAAGAAGGGUCCUGGCCCUAGGAAGUACGACCCUAAAGCAACGAGAGUGAUUACUCUUGAUUCCUUAGGUGGGGCGCACUCGGCGGUUAGUACGGCACUGAAGAUUUAUCUACAGCGUGAGAUCGAGGCCAAGAAGGGGCUGCGCGUCGAGGCCCCUGCUACCAUCGGAACGAGUGCGCGGGACAUCCCAACCCAACCCAAUUUCACGGAUUGCGGCGUCUACCUCCUAGGAUACAUGCGACAGUUCAUGGAGGAUCCGGACAAGUUUGCGAAAAGCAUCCUACAGCGCGAAACACGGGAUUGGGACGUCCAAGCUCCCGCAUUGCGAAAUGAGAUUCGUGACCUCAUCUUCGGGCUGCAGAAAGAUUACCAGGAAAACCAGGAACAAAAGAGGCGUGUAAGAGCUCAGGCCAAGCGUCAGAAGUCGAAGCCACAAGGCGUAACGAUGCCGUCAGAGCUUUUUUCUCGGUCGUCGGGCGAAUCGCCUGCUCGAGAAUCACCCGCGCCUCCAUCAACCUCAGCGGUAGACUCUCGUCAGGUAACGCCCCUACUGGCUGACAAGAGCCACCUGCGGGCAGACAUCGAUCAAGAUGUUCGCCCCGCCCAUGAGGAGGCUCAUAUGCCGCGGCCGAUGGCCGGCGACACAUCAGUCAACAUCAACAACGUCAGCAUGAUUGUAAAUGUCGACGAGAGCAUGGACGGUUCCAAAGCAAACGGCUCUUCGACCGCAGUCGCGUCAAAGCCCGCAGAGUCAAUAGAGGUAGUUAGCGAUGAUGAGACUCCGGAGCUCUCGGUAAUAAGGGCAACACCGUCGGCUCGACGCACAUCUCAAAGUGCAAGUACUAAGAUGGCCACUCCCGCCAAUGUCUAUGAUGAGAGGGAGUUUCUGGCGCCGCUCCCAUCUUCAUCGGCACUAAGCUCACCAGCGAAAGCUGCGCCUUCAAAGACUAGUAUGAGUAGGGCAAGUUUCGGUGUCGUCAAGAGUCCAGGCGACCAGGGCAGCGUGAGGAAUACGUUCCUUCGAGGUUCUCCCAUGGAAGUCAGGUCUGCUCGCAAGAAGGGUAGAGUCACGAAGAGCGAAGUCAUCCCCUCGUCAAGUGAAGAAGAUGUUGGAGGAAAGGGAGGCAAGAAGAAAAAGAAACCUACGAUCGAUCUGACUCAGGUUGAUUAA
Molecule: messenger RNA, 3801 nt
Organism: Diaporthe amygdali
Lineage: Eukaryota; Fungi; Ascomycota; Sordariomycetes; Diaporthales; Diaporthaceae
Exons: 6
Coding region: 1-3801 (1266 amino acids)
Biological process (GO): protein desumoylation
Cellular component (GO): cytoplasm; nucleus
Molecular function (GO): SUMO-specific endopeptidase activity
Source: RefSeq, a predicted model, not a curated record